Messenger RNA from Octopus bimaculoides (California two-spot octopus), 3493 nucleotides. Its product is annotated as kelch-like protein 21. The record is from RefSeq and is a predicted model, not a curated record. Gene Ontology annotation, molecular function: protein binding. Lineage: Eukaryota; Metazoa; Mollusca; Cephalopoda; Octopoda; Octopodidae.
AUACAGGUUAGUAAUGUGAUUGCAACUUGUUAGUUUGUCGCUACCGAAGCCCUCCCUUAUAUAUAUUAUAUGUAUUAUAUAUUAUAUAUUUCCGCGUCAAUUCCUGUUUUUGUCUCCAGCCAUCCUAGAAGCUGUUAAUUACGGGUACAAUUCGUUCCUUCCUCGAACGCAAAAUCUCAACAAUCCCCUCAAGUCACCGUCUUAAUCUCUGAUUGACUUUUUCUCCCUUUCGAACUCAACUCUCCUUUUUUUUUUAUCUGGUUUCCAUAAUUGUUUAAAAAAAAGGACAUCAAAAGAAAACGACCACCUACUUCAUUUCCUUACCAAACAUGUACAAACUUUUGACUUCAAAUUCAAUUUAUAUUUUAUUUUAUCAACUUUAAACUCAGUGAAUUUUCAUUUUGUGUAACUUCGAAAUCAAUUUCAACUUGAUGGCGAUCGACACCUGACAAACUUCCUUUUACCCGAUUCAUUUAAAAUAUGGAAGAUAUUUCCCUUUUCUAAUUUUAUUAAAUGUAAACUAACAAAAGUUAUAUUAAAAAAGAAAGAAAGAAAGGAAGAUAAAACAACUUUUGUAGCCAUUUCCGUUUACUGUUUAUUUAAAAUCCUAAAACAAUGAACUGAAAAGGCUGGUUGGAGACCAUCCACACGUGUUUUCAGGAAGUAGCAACUUGUUACCUCCGCUGUAUGAAGUUCCAGUCACUGCAAAGUACGUUGCUGCUCUCACAGGCGCACCUUUUUGUUCUUUUAACUAUUUCAAUGCUGUGACAAUUGUUUUAACAGCUUUGUUGUGAUAAUUAACUUUCCAGAGACGACUGAUGUUCCAACUCAUGUCCAAAGCCAUGAGUACAAUGAAUAGCCCAGACUUAUCUUCAGAUCAACAGUACCUGCUUCAAAACCCUAAUUAUACAUUGGAUCUUGUUAAAAGACUUGAUUCGUUGCGUAUUGAAGCGACGUUUACCGAUGCCAUUCUGUGCGUGCAACACGAAGAAUUUCCUUGCCACCGAAAUGUGCUGGCUGUUAGCAGUCCUUAUUUUAAAGCUAUGUUUACCAGUGACUUACGAGAAAGCCGUGAAUCUAGGAUCUGCAUUAGUGAAGUGUCUCCUUGGACUUUAAAACGUGUCAUUGAAUAUGCCUAUAGUGGACGGAUUGCUAUUAACGCAGAAAAUGCCCUUCAGCUCUUAGCAGCAGGCAGCCUGUUUGAAUAUCCUGACAUAGUCAGUGCUUGUUGUGAGUUUCUUCGCCGUCAGCUUGACCACAAUAAUUGUCUGGGUAUCGAGCAAUAUGCUCAGGUUCACUCGUGUCAUGAUCUGCAGAACGAUGCGCAUAAGUUUGCACUGGAAAACUUUAGCAUGGUUGUCAAGAGCGAUGAAUUUUUGGACUUGUCAUUAGAUCGAUUACUGACUUACACGUCUAGUGACCUGAUUGAUGUCCGCAAAGAAGAGGUGGUUUAUGAUGCUGUGAUGCGUUGGGUAAAGUAUGACCUUGAUGAGAGAAAACAACAUCUUACAUGCCUUCUACAACAAGUUCGUCUUCCAAUUGUGGAUCUCGGCUACCUGCAAGAAAUUGAAAGCGACCCGGUAAUUUCUAAUCAAAGCGAUUGCCUGAAUAUGGUUCGUGAGGCUCAGGUUCAACACGAGUCUGUUUCGAAUCAACAAGGUAAACGUCGUCGUAGCAUGCAAAACAAUAAUGUUCACCCGAGACCAUCGACUGUUGCCAAAGAGGUUCUGGUGGUUGUUGGGGGAUUGAACAGUUAUAUUACUCAGUCUGUGGAAAUGUAUGAUGUUCAGAAAGAUCGUUGGACUAGUCUUCCUGAUAUUCCUCAAUCUCUUUCUCAGUAUAGUGUUGCUAUGUUAACAACUGGACUCAUUGUAACUGGAGGAAUACAUGAUGGUCACAUCGUGGACAAUGUGUGGCAUUUUGAUUGCAUUAAAUUAGAGUGGAAGAGUGUGAAAGCAAUGCUGCAACCUCGUGCACGUCAUGCUUCUACUUCCGUAAACAAUUGUGUCUAUGUGAUUGGUGGUGUUGGCUAUGGAGAAGAACAUGAUAUAAAAGACUUAAAGCCUAUUGAACGUUAUGAUGCUAUUUCCAAUACUUGGGAGGAAGUUGGUCAAAGCCGCUUUCCAAGGACAUUGGCUAGAAUAGUACCAUAUGAAGACAUUAUUCUAGAGGUUGGUGGCCUGCAAGGUGGCCAGUGUGUGAAUACAAUAGAAACCUAUGUUUGUAAUGGUGCUUCACUUAAUCCUAGCGGAGAACAAUAUGUGCUGCCAAAUUCUAUACGAUAUGCUCAGAUUUUAGUGCUAGACAACGUAUUUUAUAUUAUAUGGGAAGACAGCCGCAAAGUGCUCACCCUUGACCCUGAGAAACGAACAUUCCGUAACUUACCUGAUGUCCCACAUGUUCAUGUUAACAGUGGUGCUAGUAUUUUAAGAGGUAAAAUUUACAUCGCUGGUGGUUUACAUGAUGUAGAGAAUUCGGUGCCAUCACAGUGUGUGGAAUGUUACGAUCCUUCGACAAAUGAAUGGACCGAAGAGACGAGCAUGAGCCAGGCGAGGUCGUCACAUGCUUGUCUAACAGUUCACAUAUGACUAAGUUGAUUCAUUCUCGUUUUUACAAUCCAUAUAUGACUAGGUCCCUCUUGUUCCUGCUUGACAAUCCAUUUGUGACCAAUUCUCCAUCCCUGCUUGACAGUCUCAAUAGGUCUUGUCCUAGCUUUACAGGUUCCCUGUGACUAGGCUACCACAGGGCUACCACUUCUCCUGUGGCUGGGUUUAUUCUUCUUCGCUUCAUACAUGUAUCUGGGUGUUUCUCCUAGCUUAACAGACUAACCCACAUCUAGGUUUUCUUCCACUUCCCCUUCGCUUGACAGUCCACAUGUUAAACUAGGUCCCUUCAUCUAAACAUCACAGUUCACUUGUGACGAGGUCGUUUCCUCUGUUGCUGGACACACCACAUGUGACUCGGACCCUUCAUCAUUGCUUGACAGUCCACACAACUAAUUAGUUCCUUCCAUACUUGACAGUCCACACAUAACUAAUUAGAUCCUUCCAUAUUUGCUUGACAAUCUGUGUGUGACUUAGAUGUGCAGCACACUUUGCUUGCCAAUCUACACAUGUUGAAAUCUCCAAAGAAGCUCAGCCAACGUGCUACAUGUGCUUACAUGACAGUCUCACAUGCCAACAUGUUACUCCGACCUAUAGCAUGCACUGACUUCUUGUGAUUAGGUCUGCAACAUGCCUGCUUUGACUGUGUUCAUGGGACCAUAUCUGUGAUAUAAUUGCAGUGACUGUCUUUGUUGGGGUCAGUCUUUGACAUAGUUGCAUUUACUGUGUAAAUUAUCACACAUACACACACACAUAUGCUAAACAUAAUGUUUCUUUAUUUAUUCUCAAUAUGCUUAUUUUAUCAAAUAUUUUUUUGUUGUGCUCUGUUAUAUUCUUAUAAUUUAUUUAAUUUCAGUAACUUGUUUGAUUUCUGAUUUUUAUCUCCAGUG